AAUUGCCAAAGCAACGAAAGUUCUAAACCCGCAACUUCACAGUUCUGAACACCUUCUCCCGAAAGAACCAUCCGCCAUGAACAACACCACAGGAGAAGGGAUGAUGAUGCCUCACCAUCACAAGAUGAUGAUGAUGCAUAUGACAUUCUAUUGGGGUAAAAAUGCUGAAAUUCUCUUUUCAGGUUGGCCUGGAAAGAAUAAUACUGGAAUGUACAUUUUAUCUCUGGUUUUUGUGUUUCUGAUAUGUUUUCUUGUGGAGUGUGUGUCUCAUUCCCAGUUGAUAAAACCUGGAACCUCCAAUCUUGCAGCUGGUUUAAUACAGACUUUUUGCCAUGCCAUAAGGGUUGGUUUGGCUAAUAUGGCCAUGUUGGCAAUUAUGUCUUUUAAUGGUGGUGUUUUCUUGGCGGCUAUGGCUGGGCAUAGUCUUGGGUUCUUGAUUUUUGGAAGUCGGAUUUUCAAGAAAUCUCCACCGCCUCCUACUAAUGACUAUCAUCUUCCUCCGAUGAGUACUUGUUGUUGAAUGGAGUAUUAUGGCAAGAAAAUAGUUGUUUUUUAUCCAUUGACGGAUUACUUUUUUUUCUUUUUCUUGUUAUUAUAAUUAGUUUUGGCUGAGAUUCGAAUUUCUUGUAUAAAUAUAUUAGUUAUUUUCUUGUA
Molecule: messenger RNA, 654 nt
Organism: Jatropha curcas
Lineage: Eukaryota; Viridiplantae; Streptophyta; Magnoliopsida; Malpighiales; Euphorbiaceae
Product: copper transporter 1
Biological process (GO): copper ion transmembrane transport
Cellular component (GO): plasma membrane
Molecular function (GO): copper ion transmembrane transporter activity
Source: RefSeq, a predicted model, not a curated record